Rana temporaria (common frog) is the source of this 2616-nucleotide messenger RNA. RefSeq lists its product as uncharacterized. The record is from RefSeq and is a predicted model, not a curated record. The transcript is spliced from 9 exons. Bases 139 to 2058 code for a protein of 639 amino acids. NCBI's taxonomy places the organism in Eukaryota, Metazoa, Chordata, Amphibia, Anura, Ranidae.
UUCUCUGUGUGUAGUCAAUGAGAUUGGGUGUCACUGGGCACCGUCAUUCCCCCAUUCUGAUCACGCCAUAUACUCCAGACCUUCUGCAUUUCUCCAGUCUGUGCAAUCUCUGGUUGCUUGCCCCCCAAUUCCUGCACCAUGAAGACCCCCCUGAUCUUCCUGAUAUCCCUCACCACCCUCUGCACAGCUACAGGAGUUGAAGCUAUGGAGACUCACCAUCUAUACGGCGCGAUUGGCUCAUCUGUGCUCUUUCCUGUAGUCGAUGUUGAUAAUGACACAUUUUAUGACUUGAUUCGAGCCGAUGAAAGUGUUGUAGUGACAUGUUAUGGAGUCUGCCAAGUGCGGUUUCCGUACACCGAACGUGGCCACUUCUACCAAAAUAACGGGACAUUUCUUUUGAAUGAGUUGAGAGCCGAGGACAACGGAACUUUUGUCUACAAAAUCAACUUGAUCCCGAAGGGACGGAUCCAUCUCCUGGUGAUGGCUGCAGUGAAGGAACCCGUCUUGCUGAAACAGGAGGCGAUAGUAAAUGGUAGCCAAUGUCUGGUCACCUUCACAUGCCAAGCCGAGGGCGAUGGUCCGUUCAACUUCACACUUCUCAGGGAUGAUAAUGAGAUAAUACAAAGUGUCAUCGGCCCAGACAACUCCAGCUCUGUCAUUAUGGAUGGCUGGCAUCCAAAAACUUUUGGUAGAUUCUCCUGUAUGGUGGCAAAUGCGAUCAGCUCCCAAACAUCUCCUGCUAUUGAACGUCUACCUCCAGUGCCCCUGAAGGGGAUGGUGAUGGAGCUGAUUGUGAUCGCUUUCCUGUGCCAUUGGAUCUUCGCCUUGUGCAUCCUGUGUGUGAAAUAUAUUUGUAUGAAGUUGAGAAAAGAGAAGAACAAUAACAAUGAAGAGAAGAACCAUAACAAUGAAGAGAAGAACCAUAACAAUGAAGAGAAGAACCAUAACAAUGAAGAGAAGAACCAUAACAAUGAAGAGAAGACUCUACAGAGCGAUGCUCAUCAUCAUCAUCAUCAUCAUGGACCUGAACACCGAGACACAGCCAGCAGGGCCGACGGCUCGCUUUCCAUCCGCCCACUUUCCAGGUGGGGGUGUCCAAAUCACACCCAUUCUACAGUGAACGAGGACAAGAUACUCGGCCUGAUCAACAGAACCUUCACUAUUGCAGACAAUAUUCUCGGGUUCUUAAAAGAGUUUGCUGUGCUGAUCAUCUGUCUGGACGAAGCGAUUAUGCCAGCAGGGUGGUGGUGUGCCGUCGCUGCCGUGCCAGGAUCUUUUCUGCUCUGUAGAGUGAUCUACUGGAUAUUUUUCUUCAUGAACAGACAUAGAGAAACAAAUGUAAGAUUCUCUUCUACUGUGGGAGUUUUCUGUAGCCCGGCCAUGAUCGCCUCCAAUAUGAUUGUCAUUCCGGCAUUCUGCAUUGCUAUCCUGGUGAUCCUCCUCAUACGCUAUCGCCCUCCUUGCGGAACGAUGGACAUUUCGCCACUUAUUCUAACCGCUGUCUGUGUACUGAUUUUCAUCUUCUACUUAUGGAUAAAAUCCAAAGUCAAGGCUAAAGGAAAAGAGUACAUCCAAGGGAAGGAAGAUCAACCGGAAUCUCAACAGCUAGUAAACGUACCUAACGGUGACAUAGGACGACCAAAGAACAAUGGUGACAUAGGAGCACCAGAGAACAAUGGUGACAUAGGACGACCAAAGAACAAUGGUGACCUAGGAGGACCAAAGAACAAUGGUGACAUAGGACGACCAAAGAACAAUGGUGACCUAGGAGGACCAAAGAACAAUGGUGACAUAGGAGGACCAGAGGACAACAGAAACCCUAAUUGUGAAGGACCUGUUCUUCCUGGUAUCGUAGGCAAUCCAAAUGUUGAUCAAGAAGCUCCAAUGCAAAGUGAGGUCUUCAAUGAGGGAGACCCAGAAGACCAAAUGAUCCCUAAGCCCAAGGAUGGUCAACUAGCCGAAGAGGUCCCAUGUAACAGUCACGUGGGAGCAGGACAUUGCUUACUGACUAUUGAGAAGGAGUUAGUGGUUGACAAGGGUCCAGUAUCGAAUGGUUAAUGAAGAUUGAGAGAGGUUUUUUUUUUCAGGUCCGCUAAGUGGAAGAAUUCUGAACCUUCCCCAGGAAAUCUAUCUACUCUGCAGCUGUGCAGAGAGACACCAGGUCGAGAUGAACCUGGUGAAGAAGAGCAGAAACAGGAAGAGGAAAUACUGUAUGUAUAAGGAAUUGAUGUAGUACUGUAUGAUUAUGUAUGAACCCGUACCUAUGUACAGAUAACGCGGCUAGUAUGGUUAUCGAAAGUACAAUGCAAUUCCACAUUUUUCUUGCAUUACCAGUAACGGUACAACGCGUUUCAGCACUGCCAUGUGGUUAUUAUGAUGGUUUUAAGGUCCAAUAUAAUGAAAAAAUAUUGUGUUAACUGUAUAUGGUGAAUAUGGCCGUGCAACACUGUAGCCAUAUGACAUAUCACUUUUACACAAAAAAUAUAGCUUUAUUUUAGAUUUUUUUGCUAAACAAAGGAAACAAGACAGAAAAGAAAAAGUUUUUCAUAGUUUGUUAUACAAAUUUUCAAACAGGUAAUUUUUCUCCUUCAGUGAUGGGCACUUAUGGGCACUGAU